Histoplasma mississippiense is the source of this 1620-nucleotide messenger RNA. RefSeq lists its product with no specific name. The record is from RefSeq and is a predicted model, not a curated record. Lineage: Eukaryota; Fungi; Ascomycota; Eurotiomycetes; Onygenales; Ajellomycetaceae. The coding region runs from base 1 to 1620 and encodes 539 amino acids. The transcript has 2 exons.
AUGUCGCCCGCAGCCGCCUUUUUCCAAUUCUGGUGGACGGAUUUGACUCGAGAUGCUUUUCUCGCCUCUCUGCCGAAAGAGGACCUUUUAUCCAUGCGACUGGUGUGCCAUGAUUUCGCCUACCGCACCUCCCCUGUGCUCUUUAAAGAGGUCGACGUUGAGUUCCGAAAUGGCACCUUCACUCGUCCAGCACGCAUGGCUGCCCUAGAGCGGAUUGGAAAGUAUAUCAAAACCCUCAAUUUUAAAAUGCCCCAUUCGCCGGAAACCUUUCUUCCGCCGUUAUUAGACCCCGUUACCGGAGAGGAGCAAACCUUUGUCUACGAACCACAAGUAUACGCCUCUUGUCCGGCAGCGUCGAGGCUUAGUUAUCCAAGAUACGGUACUUGGGAAAUGACGGAACUGCUAACGAAGCAGUACCCGCCAUUGUUCCACGCAGUGACGAAUGUCCCCUCGUUCAUUCGCGCAUUCAGUGCCAUGACUUCACUUCGACACCUAAGAGUGUCGUGCGACGGCCAAGCAGCCGGGCACCGUUACCGCCGCAGUGUAGUCGACUACGCGCUCAUAUCACUUCGUAUCGCAAUCGAACAAGCACCGAUAAAGUCUCUCGACACACUCUCCCUCCUCCCCAUCCACCCAGGAGCACUUCUCUACCUCCGCCCAAACAUGGGCUUUGGCGCAUCCCCCGCAGCACGUAAGCGCUGGGCACAAAUCCGCAAUCUCUCAAUUGAAAUGGACAGUUUCCCAUACGAUAUUGACAGCACCACGACGCCCGCCACGUCCACUACGCCAUACAGCACCCCUUCCUCCUCCCGCAGCCGCAGCCGCAGCCGCAGUAGUAGUAAUGGUAGUAGCAGUAGCAGUAGCAGCAGCAACAACAACAACACCAUCAUCAAAAAAAAAAAGACCCGGCGCAACCCCAACCCGCCCAAAGACCACCUCAAGCUCCUCCACUCCUACCUCCAAGCCUUCCCCACCGUCACACACUUCACCUUCCGCUGGCGCGGCACCCAGGGGCCGAGCCCCCUCUCCCUUUCCACCGAGCCAUGCCUGCAACCAACGCCCACGGAGCCGGCCUCAAUCCUCUGCCCGAAACGCUCCGCCGCACCCCUGCAACCGCUCAAGUUCCCUCACCUGCGCUACGCAGAGAUAGAAAACGCCCUGCUGGAUGCCGCGCAGGUGUCCGCGUUCAUCCUCGAGCACCGGCGCUCGCUGGCGGAGUUCUACUUUGAGAACACCACGCUGCGUAACGGGGGCACGUGGGACGAGGCGCUCGCGCCGCUGACGGCGAUUUCGGGCAGUGAGCGGUGGAAGGGCGCGGAGGGGAAGCGGGAGCAGAAGCAGAAGCAGGCGCAGGCGCAGGCGCAGAAGCAAAGACGGAUGCAGGAGGAGAUGCAUGGGGGGAUGGGGGAGGAGAUGGACGUGCCGAUUAUGUUCAGUCCGGUGGGUGUGGGGCGGAGUCAGGUGCUGAAGGUGCAGUGGGAGGAUGAGAAGAGGAAGGACCGGCUGAAGAAUUUUCGGGCGUAUGGGGAUGCCGGUGCUGCGGGCGAGUUCGCGGACGAGGGAUUUUUUGUGGUGCAGGCAGGAUCAUAUGAGGAGGUUUUUGAGGGCGUCGAUGUUUAG